AUGGCUUAACUGCAUGCUAUUUUCUUUUUUGUUCAUACUGCACGAUAAAGCAUAAUUGUUUUUUCCGGCCGUGUUAAUUGAUGAAGAAUAAAUAAACAGUUUACGAAAUGCCAUUGCUGCGAAAAGGUUUCAGCGAGGUAAAGAGAAAUAAGUAGCCGACCGCAGCCCUUCACUUCCAGGUCACAUGCUAGUCAAGCUGGAUCACCUGACUAUAUCAUCCAGCUUCUCCUUUUGAUGCUCUUCGGGGUUUCCUCCUGCUGCUGCAUCGACGGAUAGCGUCUCUGAAACAGUAAUAUUUAGUUGUUUUGGCUGUACUGGCUUCAAAUUUUAAAUUUGAGCCGAGGAUAGCUUGCUGAUAUAGCAGGAAACCCCGCCGAAUAGAUGCUGUUAGAGUGGAUGAUGAACGGACACGCCAUUCUUUACACGGGGGUCACUUUGGCCUUCUGGAGCACCAUACUAAUCGUUGGUAUCUGCUAUACCAUAUUUGACCUUGGAUUUCGCUUUGAUGUGGCAUGGUUCCUCACAGAGACUUCUCCUUUCAUGUGGGCCAAUCUGGGCAUUGGCUUGGCCAUCUCUCUGUCCGUGGUUGGAGCAGCUUGGGGCAUCUACAUCACUGGCUCCAGCAUCAUUGGUGGUGGUGUCAAGGCUCCUCGAAUUAAAACCAAGAAUUUGGUCAGCAUCAUCUUCUGUGAAGCUGUAGCGAUCUACGGUAUCAUCAUGGCUAUUGUCAUCAGCAACAUGGCUGAGAACUUCAGCGGAGAUACCCCUGAGACCAUCGGAGCAAGGAACUAUCAAGCUGGUUACUCCAUGUUUGGAGCCGGUUUGACUGUGGGCUUUUCCAACCUCUUCUGCGGCAUCUGCGUCGGCAUCGUGGGCAGCGGAGCAGCGUUGGCAGACGCCCAGAACGCCAGCCUCUUUGUGAAGAUCCUCAUCGUGGAAAUAUUUGGCAGUGCUAUCGGCCUGUUUGGUGUCAUCGUAGCCAUUUUGCAGACAUCAAAAGUAAAGAUGGGAGACUAGAAGAUGCGUUCACAAGCUGAGAAGACACUGCUGGAAAAUAAGAUGGAUUAUUGUGUAAAUACAUCGUAAAUUAUUUAAAUGUCUCUAUUUGCCUGGUAUUGUUUUUAACCAUCAUUCACGGAAGAGUGGUUCAUGAUAUAACUCUGUUUUUCAUGCACAUUCUUACUUUUUAGUUUUGUUUAUACAAACCAGUGAACACUCAAUCGCUCUCAAAAUUUAAAGACAGGUUGGAACAUUUUCAAAACAUUUUUUCUGACCUCUCUCGGUGAACGAUAGUUAAAAAUUACACUAGAGUAUUUGAAAAUAUUUGUGUGUGUGCGCGUGUGUGUGUGUAUGCUGGACACGUGAUCUGUUUUGGUUUUUUUUUUUCUUUCUUUUUCUUCCUGUGAAGCAUGAGCGUGUUUAUCAUUGUGUUUAUUACUGUAGCCUGGUCUGUCAAAGGUUUUGUUUUGUUUUUUUAACUGUUUUUUUCUUUGCUAAUAAGCAAGUAGCCCUUAAUCCACACUGUGGCCCAAAUACAGUAUUUGUCAGACCUCCUACUGUAGAAGUGAUGGAGAAUCUAUUAAGUUUUGAAUUAGAGUUACCAGUCUGGAAACACUAGGAAUGUCAGAGGACAGAUGGACAGACUAUUCGGCAGAAGAUCACAGCAGCAUAUCUGCUCUAAAUAUGUCAUAAGUUCCCCAAAACAUUAUGACACUAUGAUGUGAUCCUCUUGGUCAUAGCUGCCAGAGUCUCCUCUAAUUUUGGAGUUCAGUUUUAACAAGGUUGUUAUCCCUUUUCGGUAGUUUUUACAAGAAUGAUUUGAACAAAAACUUUAUUGUUCAGUGUUUUCUUGUAGGGAGACGAAAUUGUAGAAAAUAACUAUUAUUUUAACACUUAACAGAUCAUUUCCCAAAGUGUUGUGCAUUAAGAUCUGUCAGCUUCAAGGACAUGACCUAAGCAUGGAGCUGGCUUUUAGGAAACCUUAGGUCACUCUGUUAUAAGCCAUUAAUAGUCAUUUUAGAGGGCGUCACAAUUACUGGUAUUACCGAAUACUCAAGAUUAACUUUUCAAAUUUGCUGUAGCAUCUCCAUCACUGAACCACAGGUCUUUAGAGAAAAGAACUUCGUAUAGACACAGUUGUUUCAUGCAAUCUCAGGUGGUCUGGCACCCAAAACUCUUUCCUUGUUUACAAAAAAAAAAAACUCAUCCUACAAAUCUUAUCACAUUAGUUUCUGUCUUCUUUUGAAUGUACAUCACCGCAGACAUUUGAGUAUUGCUCUAAAUGUUAUCCGUUCAAAUCUAUGCCCCCAAAUUAUUUUGUAACAUUCCUUAAAGAGGCUAAAUGUGUGUAAAACGAAUAUGUCCUGUACGUCGGUGGUGUGAAUCUGAAUGGUGGACAAAAUUAGACUCCUGCUACAUCUUUAUAUGUAAUUUUUUUUUCCAGCUGAUGUGUUUACAGUGUUUCAUCCUGUUAAUGCUGACUUGUAAAUCUUAGUUUUUUUGAAGCAUGUGGACCUUUGGGAUGGCAGCUGACGGUAGAAAAAAAAAAAAGCUGAUGUAGGCAGUGAGAGCAAAACGCUGCAAUACUGAGUCUAAUUUGUAGUCUAAUGUUUGAUGGUGACACAUAUGGAAACACAUUUGCUCUUUAGUCUUCAUUCCAUAAGUUGGACAUUUUACAAUGACAGACCACGGCUGAUUGUGAAUCGUCUCAAAUCUUUCCUUGUAAUUUUUCCUUGACCCCGACUUGUGAAGUUCUGAAAGAGAGUAUAAACGUUGAAACUAAUGUGGGGGAAACUGGAUCGUCUUAAAUGUACUCCAAGAUGCCUUUGGUAAAUCAGGCUCUGUACCAAACCCCAGGCUUUCAGUGAGUGUAGUUGGUACUGUGUGUGCAUUAUGUUGAUGUGAUGGUGAUCAGAAAACAACUCAUUGUUUUUGACAUUGUGUAUAAUAAUAACAAAAACAAAUCUUCCUUCUGGCUUCAUAAAUGUCCUUGGAAAAAAAUAAAAUCGUCCAAUCAAGA
This is a messenger RNA of Thunnus maccoyii (southern bluefin tuna), 3019 nucleotides long. RefSeq names its product ATPase H+ transporting V0 subunit b (gene atp6v0b). Lineage: Eukaryota; Metazoa; Chordata; Actinopteri; Scombriformes; Scombridae. The coding region runs from base 382 to 1017 and encodes 211 amino acids. Gene Ontology annotation, biological process: proton transmembrane transport. The transcript is spliced from 8 exons. Gene Ontology annotation, molecular function: proton-transporting ATPase activity, rotational mechanism. Gene Ontology annotation, cellular component: proton-transporting V-type ATPase, V0 domain. The record is from RefSeq and is a predicted model, not a curated record.